GGAUAGAUCAUUUAAACAAUGCGACCUUUAUUCCCACCACUACUCGUUCGUAACAUUAUAAUAAAAUCACGUACGUCACAGCAGUUCUCGCGAUUUUUUUCCAGUGACGAAAUAUCAAGUCGUGACCUUGUUUUCAAAUGUUUUAUAUCAAAAUCAAUGGAUCCUUGGACGAAUAUUGCAUUCGAAGAGUGGCUAUUUAAAGAUACAAAUCCACAAGAGAUUAUACUUUUUUUGUGGAGAAAUAAUUCUUGCGCUGUUAUCGGGAGAAAUCAGAACCCUUGGAAAGAAUGUAAUGUAAGAUUACUUCAAAAGCACGAUAUUCCACUUAUAAGAAGAAAAAGUGGCGGCGGCACAGUAUUUCAUGAUAUUGGAAAUACAAAUUAUACACUUAUAAUGCCUAGAAUCGAUUUUACUCGUAAACAUACGGCUGAAUUGGUUGUAAGGGCUCUAACAACAAGACUUGAUAUACCAGCAUACGUAACUGAGAGACAUGAUAUAGCAGUUAAUGGACUUAAAGUUUCUGGUUCUGCAUUUAAAUUAGUUAUGAGAAGAGCAUAUCAUCAUGGUACUAUGCUUAUUGAUACAGAUCUAGACAGGAUAAAAAGAUAUCUUAACGUUGAGAGGCAAAACCUUAUCACAAAGGGUGUUGAAUCAUUCCCAUCACCUGUUACAAAUCUUUGUAAUUAUUCUUCUACCGUGAGCCACGAAUCCUUCUGUGAGGCAGUAAAAGACUACUUUACAGAAUAUUAUCGUGAUUACGUGAAUCAUGGUUCUAACAAAAGCGCAACUACUGUCGAUGAAGAAUUUAUUUCUAACAUUCCAAAAGUUGCCGAAUAUCGUGAAGAAUUCAAGACUUGGGAAUGGGUUUAUGGACAAACGCCAGAUUUUACUCACAAAUUUGAAAAGGAAUUUGAGUGGAGUCAUGUGAAAGCGUUAUUCGAGUCGAAGAAUGGAAUUAUCACGGCUAUUACUCUAACGCCUUCAAAUAUUAAAUAUCAUAAUCUAAUUAAUGCAUUAGAAGACUCGUUUGAAGGUCGUAAAUAUGGAGACGAAAAAGACAUUGAUAAUGCAUUAAAUGAUGUACGCGUCAGUGAGCAAUUAAGUGGUAGCAACAUAGGCGGCACUUCAAUCUCAACUAGUGAAAUGCAACGCGUGGUAAAUGAUAUAGGCAAAUGGAUAAAAGAAUCAUCAUGAAUUAACUUAUUACAACAAUCUCUUGUUUCACGUUGAUGCAAGUUUCGUUAUAAUUCUCUAUUUACUAGAUAGAUAAAUUUAAAGUUUUCUUUUAUAAGAGUCAUGUCAAAAUCAUAUAAAAAAAGAUAGCCAUUUUUAGUAAAGUAUAUAUGUCAUCAGUAUUCUAUCAAAAAAAUGAUGUUUGUUAUUUUCUACAUGUUUACCUUAUUUAUAAUUUUACUGCGCAUAUAAAUCUAACGUAAU
Rhizophagus irregularis DAOM 181602=DAOM 197198 is the source of this 1437-nucleotide messenger RNA. RefSeq lists its product as uncharacterized. Lineage: Eukaryota; Fungi; Glomeromycota; Glomeromycetes; Glomerales; Glomeraceae. Gene Ontology annotation, cellular component: mitochondrion; cytoplasm. Gene Ontology annotation, molecular function: lipoyltransferase activity. The record is from RefSeq and is a predicted model, not a curated record. Gene Ontology annotation, biological process: protein lipoylation.